Atta colombica is the source of this 2226-nucleotide messenger RNA. RefSeq names its product DNA replication licensing factor Mcm7 (gene Mcm7). Gene Ontology annotation, molecular function: ATP binding; single-stranded DNA helicase activity; single-stranded DNA binding. Bases 52 to 2226 code for a protein of 724 amino acids. The transcript has 10 exons. NCBI's taxonomy places the organism in Eukaryota, Metazoa, Arthropoda, Insecta, Hymenoptera, Formicidae. Gene Ontology annotation, biological process: double-strand break repair via break-induced replication; DNA replication initiation; DNA strand elongation involved in DNA replication. Gene Ontology annotation, cellular component: nucleus; MCM complex. The record is from RefSeq and is a predicted model, not a curated record.
CAUUUUAUAAAGUAAAUUUUAAGUAAGGUGCGUUUUAUUAACUUAUAAAAAAUGACGACUAAAGUAUCACGAGAUUAUGUUAAAGACAAAGAACAAAUAAAGACCUUCUUCCUGGAAUUUGUGACAAUGGAUGAUACAGGAAAAAAAACCUUCAAAUAUAGAGAUAUGCUUACGAAAAUAGCACACCGUGAACAAAUUAGCUUCGAAAUUGAUUUGGAUGAUUUACACUCGUACGAUGAUGAAUUAGCCAUGUCUAUCACUAAUAAUACAAGAAGAUAUACUAAUUUAGUCCUGAAUCUGGUUCAAGAAAUGCUGCCUGACUUCAAAGAAGGAAUUGUUCUGCCUAAAGAUUCCUUGGAUGUAUACACAGAACAUCGAUUAUUAUUGGAAGCACGUAAUAUAGCACCAGGUGUUCAAAAUGCUGCGAAAGUUAAUUAUGCUCCUGAAUUGAUGCGACGUUUUGAAGUGUACUUCAAAGAUUUCUCUGAUGCAAAGGCGUACUCAGUAAGAGAUAUUAAGGCAGAUAAGAUAGGGAAAUUAGUAACAGUUAGAGGUAUUGUUACUAAAGCGACCGAAGUAAAGCCGAUGAUAGUUGUGGCAACGUAUACAUGUGACGAAUGCGGUUCGGAAGUGAGCCAGCCAGUACAUUCUUUAAGUUUCAUGCCUAUACGAACAUGUCCAAGUGAUGGAUGCCGCGUAAAUAAAUCUGGUGGCAGGUUGUAUUUGCAGACAAAGGGCUCAAAGUUCAUCAAAUUUCAAGAAAUAAAAAUACAAGAACACAGCGAGCAAGUUCCAGUUGGCCACAUACCUCGAUCAUUGACUAUCUUUUGUCGAGGCGAAACAACAAGAACUUGUCUACCUGGGGAUCACGUCAUUGUGACUGGUGUAUUUUUACCUUUUCUAAAAACAGGUUUUAGUGCUAGAGCAGGGCCUGCACUUUCCAGCGAAACUUACUUGGAUGCCCAUAAAGUGGUAUGCCUGAAUAACACGGAUAUCGCAGACGACAGUAAUGCAGAAUUGACCGAUGAAGAAUUAGGUUUGCUUAUGCAAGAUGAUUUUUAUAACAAGUUGGCUUGUUCUUUAGCCCCUGAAAUUUAUGGACUUGAAGAUGUUAAGAAGGCAUUGCUUCUGCUUCUGGUUGGAGGAACAGACAAGAAGAAAGGCGAUAUUAAAAUUCGAGGCAAUAUUAAUAUUUGUUUGAUGGGAGAUCCUGGCGUCGCAAAGUCGCAAUUAUUAUCCUAUAUUACGCGAUUAGCUCCAAGAUCGCAGUAUACUACAGGACGAGGAUCAUCCGGUGUGGGUUUAACCGCUGCUAUCAUGAAAGAUCCUUUAACAGGUCAGAUGGUAUUGGAAGGUGGAGCUUUGGUAUUGGCAGAUCAGGGAGUGUGUUGCAUCGAUGAGUUUGAUAAAAUGGCAGAUGCGGAUAGAACGGCAAUUCAUGAAGUGAUGGAGCAACAGACCAUAUCUAUUGCUAAAGCUGGAAUAAUGGCCCGUUUGAACGCCAGAGUUUCUAUAUUAGCCGCUGCCAAUCCGGCAUAUGGCAGAUACAAUCCACAGAGAACAGUCGAGCAGAAUAUUCAAUUGCCCGCCGCAUUGCUGUCACGAUUUGAUUUGUUGUGGCUUAUUCAAGAUCGCGCAGAUCGAAGUAAUGAUCUUAAACUCGCGCAACAUAUCACAUAUGUUCAUCAACAUUGCUCGCAACCUCCGACGGAAACAGAAGCUAUAGAUAUGAAAUUGAUAAGAAAAUACAUAAAUUUGUGUAAAACGAAAGAACCUGUUGUGUCGGAAGAAUUAACAGAAUAUAUUGUAGACUCUUACGCGGAAAUGCGGAAAGAGGCGCGUAACAGCCACGAUAAAACAUUUACUUCCGCUCGAAAUCUACUGGCUAUCCUUCGGUUGUCGACGGCAUUAGCACGGUUACGAUUAUCGAAUGUAGUUGAUAAGGAUGAUAUAACAGAAGCAAACAGAUUAGUAGAGAUGUCCAAACAUUCAAUUAAUUACUCCGAACAACGCACCAAAAACGUGCAACAAGAUCCGAUCAACAGGAUCUUCCAACUAAUACGAGAACUUGCUGGCGAUAAAAAAACUGUUAAAGUGUCUGAUAUUCUGGAGCGAUGUACGAGCAAAGGAUUUAAACCUGAUCCAAUAUUUAGAUGCAUUGAAGAAUACGAAACGUUAAAUGUGUGGCAGGUCAAUCAGACCAGAAGAUUAAUCACUUUCAUUUAA